This is a messenger RNA of Triticum turgidum subsp. durum (durum wheat), 801 nucleotides long. The record is from the annotation of a GenBank genome assembly. Lineage: Eukaryota; Viridiplantae; Streptophyta; Magnoliopsida; Poales; Poaceae.
AUGCCGGAGCAGGUGGACUACGUGGAGGGGUUCAUGGUUCUGGAUGAGCACUCCAUCCGCAGCUCAUCCGUUGCCUUCCCCGCCAGCAUCGAUUUCAGCCCAGACUUCGGCUCCGAGGGCAGGAAGAAGGUCUACUACUGCAUAGAGUUUGCAGUGCAUGACUUCCAGCAGGACGGCUCCAGCUCCAGUGUCGACAAUGUUGUGGAGCUGGUGGCAGGGGAGAUGAGCCACAUGAGGCCCCACAUGUACAGCGUGGAGGUGUCCUACUUCGACUUCCUGAACAGGGUGAGGAUGGAGGAGGAGAGCCUGAGGAGCCAGGGGCUCUGGGACGUGGCUCACCCCUGGCUCAACAUGUUCGUGCCCAAGCAUGGCGUCGCUCAGCUCAAGGACCUGCUCAUGGACACCGUCUUGGCGGGAGACUUCCAGGGGGCCAUCCUUGUCUACCCUCUCCUCACUGACAAGUGGGACGGGAACACGUCGGCGGUCAUCCCGUCGGCGCCGGGCGGGGUGAUGUACAUCUUCAGCGUGCUCCGGUCGGCCGACCCGUCGCGGUGCGGCCGCGGCUGCGUCGAGGAGAUCCUGGAGCAGCACCGCCGGGUGGCCGACGAGGCGUGCCGGGCCGGCGGCGGCAUCGGCGCCAAGCAGUACCUUGCCCGGCAGCCCACGCAGGCGCAUUGGCGCAGCCAUUUCGGGCCCACCUGGGACCGCUUCCUGGCCCGCAAGGCCCGCUACGACCCAGUGCGUGUGCUUGGGCCGGGCCAAGGCAUUUUUCCUUGGACGGAUUCCGCGAGCUCCAUGUGA